This is a messenger RNA of Seriola aureovittata, 2536 nucleotides long. RefSeq names its product zinc finger protein 131 (gene zbtb35). Gene Ontology annotation, cellular component: nucleus. The record is from RefSeq and is a predicted model, not a curated record. The transcript is spliced from 9 exons. The coding region runs from base 243 to 1955 and encodes 570 amino acids. NCBI's taxonomy places the organism in Eukaryota, Metazoa, Chordata, Actinopteri, Carangiformes, Carangidae. Gene Ontology annotation, molecular function: protein binding; RNA polymerase II cis-regulatory region sequence-specific DNA binding; DNA-binding transcription factor activity, RNA polymerase II-specific. Gene Ontology annotation, biological process: regulation of transcription by RNA polymerase II.
UGGCUUUAAUUAGGAAAUCUGUAUGGGAAAAGUGUAUUUUAAUGCGCGGGUUGAUGACGUAAUGUUGAUUGUCAAACGCGAAAUGGCGAGCGUGCUAAGAGGCCCGUUACCUGUAACACUUUGGGGUUAUAACAUGUUUAUUCCCUUCAUGUUCCAGUAUCGAAACGAUUACAUAGGUAUAUCUAGUCCUGAUAAGUUGCGCUUUGGUUAUGUAGGCUUGUCGGGGAAGGAUCAGGUAACUAAUGGCGGCUGAAAUGGAGGGGGAAUUGGAUGAAGGCAGCGAGUACCCAGCACAUUACAAAGUCAUGAUGGACAAACUUAAUGAACAAAGACAGCUGGACCAGUUCACAGACAUUACUCUAAUAGUGGACGGGCAUCAGUUCAGAGCCCAUAAAGCAGUGUUGGCAGCAUGCAGUCAGUUUUUCCACAAGUUCUUCCAGGAUUUUACCCAGGAGCCACUAGUGGAGAUAGAAGGAGUGAGCAACACAGCCUUUAGCCAGCUGAUGGAGUUCACUUACACAGCCACACUAGCUGUAGCUGGAGAAGAGGAAGCCUAUGAUGUCUGGAAGGCUGCUGAAUACCUUCAGAUGCAGGAAGCCAUCAAGGCGCUCAACAACAAGAUAAAUGAGAAUGCUUCAGUGAUGGCAAAGAGCAAAGGUAAAAAGAGGAAGAUUGCUGAGACAUCUAAUGUAAUUACAGAAACCCUACCCUCAGUGGAAGGAGAACAGGUGGAGAUUGAGGUGAUAGGGGAAGGGGCCAUUGAAGUGGAGGAGUCGGGCUUGGAGGAGGUGGUUGAUGCAGCAAAGAAUGCUCAGGCGGCAUCAGAUGACUCUGCUUUGGCUCUUCUUGCUGACAUAACUAGCAAAUAUCAGCAAGGGGAACCUACGCUACAGGUGAUGAAGAAGGGAGGAAUAGAAGAGGAGGUUGUGUAUCAGGAAGAAACGGUGACUGCCUCCAAGGUGCUGGAGAAUGUUGAGAUCGUAGAGGUUCAGAUUUCCCAAGUGGACAACAUGUUCCGCUGCAACAAGUGUGACCGCAGCUUCAAGUUGUACUACCACCUCAAGCAGCACUUGAAAACACACCUGGGCUCACUAGAAAAGCCGCAUGUGUGCAACCACUGUGGUAAAGCCUACACACGGGAGGGUGCCCUGAAGCAGCACAUCAGCACAUUUCAUUUUGAUGUAGAGGAGCUGUCUAGAAACCAAAAACCCCAAAAGAAAGUGCAUAUUUGUGAAUACUGCAAGAAGCACUUUGACCACUUCGGCCACUUUAAAGAGCACUUGCGGAAACACACAGGUGAAAAACCUUAUGAGUGUCCAGAUUGCCAUGAGCGUUUUGCAAGGAACAGCACUCUGAAGUGCCAUAUGGCAGCCUGUCAGAAUGGGGCUGGAGCCAAGAAAGGACGCAAGAAACUCUAUGAAUGCCAGGUCUGCAGCAGUGUGUUCAACAGCUGGGACCAGUUCAAAGACCAUCUUGUGAGCCACACAGGAGUCAAGCCCAACCACUGUACCAUGUGUGACAUGUGGUUCACCCACCCUAAAGAGCUAAAGGCCCACCUGAAAGACGUCCAUUCCAUCGAGGACAACAAGUCUACUGAAGAACUGAUUAUUACUGACUCGGCCGCCACUGCCACCCUCGCCAUAGCAACACAGAGCAUAGAAGGAGCUGAAACGGUGCUGCUGGAUGAUGGAAUUCAGGUGGAACAUGUCACAGUGGAGCCUGUAGAUGUGAUGGAGAUGGAGGAGACUGCAACAGUUGUGGUGGAGGAUGGAGGGGUGGCGGAGAUGUGUGAGGAGGACGUGGAGAGAUUAAAGCAGGCUGGGGUGCAGAUCCAGGUGGUACAUGUGACCACAACUGAAGUUGAUGGGCAGCACGUGGUGAACUCUCAAGUGGAAGUGGCGAUGGAGGGGGAGAUGGUGAAUGUUGAGGAAGCAGAACACGCAGUGGUUGUAUGAGAAUGUGAAAAGGACUGUGUUAAAUGACCUGCGGGACACACUUACAGUCUUGAGCAGCUGCAUUAUCCUGUAGCUGACAUCUUAGUUUGGAUACAGAACAAACACUGCAUGUGGGAUACAGCAUGUCACCUCAGUAUGUCCUGCUGUCUGCCAACACGUCGAAUGACUCAGUUCCCGCAAACAUCAUUCGUUGAACUCUGAGAUAUGAACAGAGAUACAUAACUCCCUGCUAAUGAUGCUGUAUUUAUGUUAAAGCUGUUUGCCAUCAUAUCCUAUUUUGUUGAUGACUUUUCAGUGCUUCAUCAAUCCAUUUUCAUGUUUUUUUUUUUUUUUUCUUUGUGUCCUUAUUAUACCUCAGAUUUAUAUUUUGUUCUUUUAAUUUGGGUCACUUGCCAAGACAAUUUUACAAUGAAUGAAAUGUUCUCAUUGCAGCUCAUAUAACAGUUGUUGUAUGGUGCUGAUGCUCCUCACUGCUAAUACCACAGUUUUCGUCAAGCUUAUUUUCAUACUGACUAAUGGUGUUUUUGUAGGAAAAAAAAACCCAGAUAUGGAAUAAAAUUCGUUUCCAAAAUGGGCUAAAA